ACCUCCAGCAGCUGUACCCGCAUCGGUCUGUGUGUGUAUGCUGAGCUGACUGGGAGGAGCUGGGACCUAACUACUGGUGGUAGUAGGCUUAGCAAACGUUUACGUGCGAGCCGUGCAGAUCUCAAACCACGACUCCCGCUGCCAACGACGGAUUUUUUAAAGGAGGGAAACCACUACGAGAAAGCCCAACGCAGGAUCCCUCAUCUUGCUGCCAACGACAGACAUUAAUACCCCUUCGUUAUUUAUCGUUUUUCUUUUUUCUGCCUCUGCUGCUUCCCUCUCAGACCCAGCGAGGUUCCCGUUAACCACAGCCGCCACCAUCGUCACCAUCACAGGCGGGGGCUGUGUGAUGAGGUCGCCCUGCGGCAGGGGUUUGGUUACGCUAAUAUAAGGCUCUCCGCCCUCAGUUUGGGUCAAGUUGUCGCCUUUUGAAGCUCGUUAGCAUCCCGACUGUGACAAGACAUACACAACAGAAGAGUGUAGCUACUACUGGAACUGAGGGAACCGCCGUCUAUCCAUGAGCUCCGAUUUCCCGCACUACAGUUUCAGGAUGCCAAAUAUAGGGUUCCAGAAUCUUCCCCUUAAUAUCUACAUUGUGGUGUUUGGGACCGCCAUCUUUGUCUUCAUCCUCAGCCUCCUCUUCUGCUGCUACUUAAUAAGGUUACGGCACCAGGCGCACAAAGAGCUAUAUGCAUACAAACAAGUCAUUCAGAAGGAAAAAGUCAAAGAGCUAAAUUUGCAUGAGAUUUGUGCGGUGUGCUUGGAGGAGUUCAAACAGAAAGACGAGCUGGGGAUUUGUCCGUGCAAACAUGCCUUUCAUAGAAAGUGCCUCAUUAAGUGGUUGGAGGUGAGGAAGGUGUGCCCGCUGUGCAACAUGCCCGUCUUGCAGCUCGCUCAGCAGGCCGGCAGCACGGAUCCACCUAUGCCAAUACAGCAGCCUCUACCCGGCAUCGAGAACCUGGUGUAGCAGACUCGGACCCUCUCCUAUAGUACACUACAGACACACACAAACACGCAUCCCAUCACUCAUACUCUCACCUGUACAGGUACACCUUCGGUAUGAGUCUGUGGACAUGGCGGAGAAACUGGAGUUCAUGCGCAGAUACUCACAAAAAGCGUGACUCUGCGGCCAUCGUCACCUCUCGUAUCCUUGCAUCGGUUCACAAAAGGAUCUCCUGAUAUCAGUUCUGACUGAAAAUCAACUGCUUUCAUGUUUUUCUUUUCACGGACUAUGAAGAAGAGUUGAUCUAGAAGUUUGCUUCUUGGCCAAGACGUGGUCGGACGAUGACUUUUUCUCAACCAAAGCACUUUUCUGGGGACACCAGCUAAAGACCAGGAGGAAAAAACAACACAAAAGCCAAGAACUACAAUACACUAAAAUAUCAAUUGUUUGAAAACAAAAAACAAAAAAAAAAACUUAACAAGCACUUUACGAGAAGGCAAACCUUAAUUGCUUGUGAUGCUAGUAGCAAGGUUAUGUUUUAUAUUUUAUCAUUAACUAUUAUUUCUGUGUACAGUACAAAGCCACAUGGGCUUUCAUUUUUAAUUAGUAAACUUUGAUUUUUAAACAAAAAAAAAAAAUAUCUCAAAGGGACAACAAUACCUGUCGGUUGAUAGAUGUCAGGUAAUUGCACACACACACACACACACACACACACACACACACACACACACACACACACACACACACACAAGAAAUGAAGCUCAAAGCAACAUUGAGACUUAAUGUCUGACUAAAUGUGAAAGGUUUGAAUGUGUUGAAACCCUGAAUAUUUCACACUAAGCUGACAGAAUUUGUUCCCUCAUCGCCUUUUUGUCAUUCAUUACAAUGUGACUGUUGUUAUUAUCCUUUUUACUCUGUCAAAACAGGAAGGUGAUACAGUGAACAAAAAAAACAUAACAAAUUCUUCUUACAGGAAUUUACUGGGAAACACCCUCCAUAUAGGAGUGCUGCCAGGCUAUAUGCUGUCACCCCAGGCAUUACUCAGAAAAACAAUUCAGGACUUCUCCAACUGAAAAUCAGAGUUAUAAAGUAACUACUGUGAUUAUCUGAACCAGUAUUAGUGUUUAAAACAUGGCGCUUUAUCUAUGAAACCAGUUUUACAGAACAAACACGUAAGUAAGAAGCAAUAUUAAACAAAGAUCUAUAACAUGUAACAUAAAUGUUCCAGUUUUUUUUAAUAUUUGCUCUGCUGCUGCAUCUUUUUUUUUGUUGUUGUUGUUGAAGCUGAGCUGUGUGAAUGUAAACGUGGCUUGCUUCAGAUGAAGGCUGUGACACUUCACAAAGCAACAAAUGUCAAACAGCCAUGUUAUCUCAAACUAGAAUGACAUAUCCUGUUAGAAAGCAAUCAACACUUAAAGGUCCAGUGUGUAGGAUCAAGGGGGAUGUAAUGGCAAAAAUGGAAUAUAAUAUGAUAAGUAUGUUUCCUUUAGUGCGUAAUCACCUGACAAUAAGAAUUGUCAUGCUUUGGUUUACUUAGAAGGAGCCGUUUAUAUCUACAGCGAGAUCGCCAUGUUGCACUGCCAUGUUUCUACAGUAGACAAACGAAACACUGGCUCUACAUAAUGCCGUUCAUGUUUUUUACGUUUCUGCGUCGGCCACCGUCGUUCGCAGCUUCUCCGUGACGAGCGUCAGAAAAACAGAUUUUUUUUUUUUACAUGAAAUUGCCUUAAGUAUUUUUAUCGGUUUAAACCGGUUCCGUUUGUUUUUGAGAGGAAGAGACCUCUGCAAACAAUUUGGCUCAUGAUAACAACCUCCUAGUUGGUGCUGGGCUAGCAGCCUGUCUGUGACGAGCUGAACAGCGUCAGAGAAACACUGAUUCAUAAUGUGAAACUGCUUUAUUCAGUGUUUUUACCGGUUUUUAACGCCUGGUCGGUUUGUUUCGGAGAGGGAGAGACCUCUGCGGACCUCUCCUGAACAAUGAACACUGAAGGAAUUCUAACCGGGAGAAGUUUCAGCUGGGUGCAGUCAGCCACCCUCACCACUAGAUGCCGCUAAAUCCCGCUAACUCCUACACACUGUUCCUUUAAAUUUUGAAAGAGACCAGGGUUACAAAGGCUUUUGCUGCCUUUGCUGUUCAGCUCCGACUCAAAAUGUGCCACAUACACAGUUGCAGUUAUUUUUGCUUCUAUCCCAAUAGAUUAUUUAUUUUUUUAUUUAUUAUAAUUUCUUGGUACAGCUGCAUAGAGUGAAUAAGUUGACUGACACCUGUAUCAGAAGUACUGCCCUCAGCAGAUCAUCAGCAUAUCCUUUGGUCAAAUUACACACUAUUUUGUAAAACAUACAGGGCUCGAGCUGCCCCCCAACACACACACACACACGCACACACACACAUACACACACACACACACACACACCGCCUGGGCUGCCAGAGAGUCAGUGGUCAGCAGGUUGUAAUGAAGCAGCAUUUUCAUUCAUGCAAACACACACACACACAUGCAUAAAGGGUAGUUCUGCUUUUUGGCUGCAGUAUUCUGGUGCUUUCGCCUCUCUCCCUCUUUCUGUACGGUACAGAGUGCUUUUUGUUUUGUGCCACACACAGAGUAACUCUAAGCCCUGCCAGCUUUUGUGGUUAUGUUUUUUUUGUCCUCAUCCCUUGUGAGCUGCAUUUGGUAAAAGGGUUGUGGGUAAAUGUGCUGAUCUAAUAGAGCGGCUGUGUGUCACAGCGAUGGGCGUAAAAUAGGUCGGAGAUUGUCUCGUUACCUGUGAUAUGUAUUGUCAAAUGACAAUCAUACAUCCUCGUUAAAGGCACAAUCACUGAUCUAAAUGUCAACAAAAGAGAAGUCCCUCUAUAAAAAAUAAAACACAUUAGACAACAUUUAGAUCAAAUAUUACAAUGUGUCCUGGUGCUAUAAAAGAUUUGUGUACAUGUUUAAUGUUUACAGACAUUACUGAUGGAAAAUUAACAAUCCUGAUGAAAUCCAAUUCCAUCCAACUCAAAAUAAUUUUGUGAAUAUGCUAAAAAUAUAACAAAAUAUAUUGAUAUUGAUUGUGCCUUUAACAACUCAAAAUUCUCAAUCAGACAUUAUUCUCUCUGACAUCAGACACUGUCAUGGACAGAGCGGCACAGGUUCCCAACACAUAGAUGGCUUUAAAAAGUGACAGUGGUUCACCUUCUGUGGCAGGAAACCAUCGUUGCUCUGCCCCUUUCAUCUCUGCUCACACCCCGCAGUGACGACCUUUGUGGUCGGGUCAGAGCAGGCAGCAAGGUGAAAAUGUCGACUGUCAGAUGAGAGCAAAAACAGGAUUUCUCCUUCCUGUAUGAAGCAUAUUAGUCAGUUGUUCCCUGCCCGUAUCGAGGUGCAACUCAAAUUCAAAGAAACAUGUUGUCCACAUUAGCCUUACCUGAACAAAAACUGCCACAAUUACAAAAUAAAAGACCAGGGCUGUUUAUUUCAUUGAUAUCACAACCUCUUUACCUUUUGUGAUCAGUGAAUCAUUUACAUUUCCUGUUAGUGAAGAGGUUGUGGCUUAAUGUUGAAGAAAUAAGCAACAUGAGCUUCAGUAUGUUCAGUGUGUGAUGUACAGUAUGUGGUACCUUUUGUGCUCCUUGGUUGUGAAGGCUGUUUUAUUGAACUUGUAUCUCACUGCAAAAUUUUCCAAUAUGAGAGCCAACAUUCUCCUUCAUGCCAUGACCCCCACAACUAAACAUCACUGAGUAGUUCUGCCCCCUGAAAGACGCAGCGCGAAUAACACAAGUCUUAAAGCUUCGUCCCUGCUAACAGUUAUGUCUUGGAAUGUAAAGGAUCACGAGAGAGAGACGAGGACAGGAGGAGAUUUAAUGUGAAAGCAUGCUAUUUUGCAUAGUCAAGUUGCCACUGAUAUCACCAUUGUUAAAUGUGUGUAGAGAGUAGUAUCAGUAGUAGUGUAUUUAUACAUGAGGUGCACAAAGAAUGCUCCUUCAUAUAAACUGAAUGGCAGCUGAAUACGUCUGCCAUUUGGCCAUCGUAAGUGUUGUAGUUGAUUGUAAACACUUUUAGCCUUUCCACCUGUACUUCCCCCGUUUCCUUCCUGUGUGCCGUCCUAAUCCCGCCGAAAACAAAGUGCCAACCCAGAAUGAACUGUUAUGGAUCAAAGUCCCAGCCAAUGAGACGGAGAGAGGAGACAGGCGAGAGUCUCAUUCAGUCAGGCCAGGACAGAAUGGAAACUGAGCCAGCCAUGAAUAUAGUAAUAAAUGGCUUCCAGCGACUGAAAUUACCUUUGACGUCAGAGCUGCUUCCGAGUUAACUCCAUCAUAAAUAGGCAAGACACAAUCAGAUGAAAUACGACAGGCAGGAACACGGCUUUGCAUCACAAAAUGUACUGAUACUCAGAGUAGGAAGCGUCUGAAUGACGGCAUCAGAAAGCCUUUAAUGUGAUUGUCCCUUCAGGGCACGAUGAUUGAUGGUAGAUGUGUUUUGGGAGAAAAUGACAAAACAAUACUGUUUUAUUUAAAAAAGAAAAUAGAUACAUGUGGUCCCCACAUCCUCUGUAGGUGAAGGGUCUCCUUAUAUUUCCAUGGUUGGUUUUAGUGACCACACCAUUUAAGGAUUUUUAAUCUCUAUCACUGCCUCCCGAAAGUGAACUUUCCUCUUGUUUUUACGGUGUGUUAUUUAUUCCUCUGUAGCCCUCGUAGUGCCCCUCCAGCUCACAAAUGACUUCCCUCCUCUUUGUCCAAACAAACCCUCCCACCUUUACCAGCGUCCCCCCUCCUUCUACUCCCCCUUUUUGUUAACACUGAUUAUGUUUGUGGACUCUCACAGACAUUGUUUGUAAAACUAAGAAUUCUGCAGCAGAAUAUUUUUGGAGACAAUUGCUGUACAGUAUUUGUAAGCUCUAUUUUUGUAUAUUGCUAUUUUGAAGAAAAUAAUAUGCAUUUUUUUUCUUUUCUUGUUUUUGCUAAUUUUAUGUUUAUUCAUUUAAAGAAAAAAAUGUUGCAUGUGACUGACUUGAACUGUAAAUAAAAUUUCCAAGUUUUGGAAAGA
Epinephelus moara (kelp grouper) is the source of this 5964-nucleotide messenger RNA. RefSeq names its product ring finger protein 24 (gene rnf24). The record is from RefSeq and is a predicted model, not a curated record. Bases 518 to 967 code for a protein of 149 amino acids. The transcript is spliced from 6 exons. Gene Ontology annotation, cellular component: endomembrane system. Gene Ontology annotation, molecular function: ubiquitin protein ligase activity; zinc ion binding. Lineage: Eukaryota; Metazoa; Chordata; Actinopteri; Perciformes; Serranidae.